AUGAUCAAAACUCAUAGAGACAGAGUGAACACUAUUGAGUCACUCAUUGGUGAAAAUGUCUUCAUUGAAAGCCCCAAGGGCAAAUGUACCCAAAUCACAGUGAUCACUGGAGUUGAUAUUGUCAUGAACCAUCACUUGCAAGAAACCAGAUUCACAAAAGAAACCCACAGGAAGUACAUCAAAGAUUAUAUGAAAUCAAUCAAAGGCAAACUUAAAGAACAAAGACCAGAAAGAGUGAAACCUUUUAUGACUGGGGCUACAGAACAAAUCAAGGACAUCUUCACUAAUUUCAAAAACAACCUGUUCUUUAUUGAUAAAACCAUGAAUCCAGAUGACAUGGUUGUUAUCCUGGACUACCACGAGGAUGGUGCAACCCCAUAUGUGAUUUACCUUAAGGCUGGUUUAGAUGUGAAAAAAUGUUAA
Messenger RNA from Odobenus rosmarus divergens (Pacific walrus), 423 nucleotides. Its product is annotated as translationally-controlled tumor protein-like. The coding region runs from base 1 to 423 and encodes 140 amino acids. Lineage: Eukaryota; Metazoa; Chordata; Mammalia; Carnivora; Odobenidae. The transcript has 2 exons. The record is from RefSeq and is a predicted model, not a curated record.